Physella acuta is the source of this 3677-nucleotide messenger RNA. Its product is annotated as sodium-independent sulfate anion transporter-like. Gene Ontology annotation, molecular function: secondary active sulfate transmembrane transporter activity. Gene Ontology annotation, biological process: sulfate transmembrane transport. Gene Ontology annotation, cellular component: membrane. The record is from RefSeq and is a predicted model, not a curated record. NCBI's taxonomy places the organism in Eukaryota, Metazoa, Mollusca, Gastropoda, Physidae.
UAUAAAAGUAAAACAUGCCCGUCACAUACGGGGUUAAAAACUAGUUACUCUCGUCUGCUUGUAAGAUUUGGGUUUUUGCAUCGUUCCUUCACUCCCAGGCUGGGCGAGUGAGAUGGCGAACCUUGGUAGAUCACAGUGACACACAGAGACACACGAAGAUAUACGGAGAAACUCGGGAUAUAUCGGAGACACAGGCAGACGCAGGAAGAUACAGUAAGACACUAGAACAGUCGAAGAAAGGCAAAGAGACCAUUUCGGACAGAUAAAGAUAUACGGAGAUACAUUAGGACGGACACAUACGGAGACGCAAGGUGACACGUUAGGACGGACACAUCUAUACGGAAACACAAGAAGUCACACGAGGACACACGUAAACACUCGCAGACGCCAUGAGCAACACGGAAGACAUGAUGGCCAAGCUGGAGGACACACAAGAGUGGCUCAACAUGCCGCCGUUACCUCACGACACGACCGUGCACAUGGGGGAGUCUAUAGCCAACGGCUACACGGAGAUCGUGGAUGGGACGGAUAGCUACCUGGCCUCUUCAGAGUUCGAGCUUGACAUUGGCAAUAGAGACGCUAUCAAGAAACAGGUGAAAACUUUUUGCCGCAAGACCUUCACGCUACAAAACUUUUUGGCCAAGUUUCCAAUCAUCAAGUGGCUCCCUAAGUACAGGUGCGACACGUUCCAGGCUGAUUUCAUCGCUGGGAUAACAGUGGGAUUAACGGUAAUCCCUCAAGGUCUUGCAUAUGCUCAGGUGGCUGAUCUACCUGCACAGUACGGCCUCUACUCGGCAUUUGUCGGAUGUUUUGUCUACUGCCUUCUGGGAACGUCCAAAGACAUCACUCUAGGACCAACGGCCAUCUUGUCCCUGCUGACCGCGACUUUUGGCACGGCUGUGUCCCCCGUGUUACCCAACGGGGAGAAGGAUCCGACCAUGACGAUAGUACUCACCUUCUUGACCGGCGUCAUACAGCUCGUCAUGGGCAUCUUAAAACUAGGUAUUCUCGUUAACUUCAUAUCGUACCCGGUCAUUAAUGCCUUCACUUCCGCCGCCGCCAUCACAAUUGCCAUUGGACAAAUCAAAUCUCUGCUCGGUUUGAAGAACAUCCCCAACGACUUUAUCCCGAUGGUUCACGAGACUUGCCGGAAAUUACCGGAAACAAAAAUCUGGGAUAUGACCAUGGGCCUGUCCAGUCUGGUACUGGUCAUCUUGUUAAAGAAGCUGCGAGAGAUCAAGUGGAAGGACGCAGAUACGUCACAUCCGGUGCCAUUGUCAAAACGCAUCCUGAGGAAAACAUUGUGGCUCAUAGGCACAUCCGCUAACGUCAUCGUGGUGGUAUCGGCUGCUGGUGUGGUCGCCAUCUUGGAAACUUACAACAUCAAAAACGUCAUCAGCGUAACGGGUAAAAUCAAGGCCGGCAUGCCACCAUUUGAGCCGCCAAAGUUUGAAAUCAACAAGGGGAACAUCACCAUGUCUAGUGGGGAACUGUUUAGUCAUCUUGGAGCUGGUCUUGGCAUCGUGCCACUUCUCGCUAUUGUUGAGACGAUGGCAAUUGGAAAAGCUUUUGCCCGAGCAAACAACUACAAACUGGACCCUACACAAGAGUUGAUUGCUGUUGGAGCGUCCAACAUUCUUAGCUCGUUCUGUUCAUCUUACCCGAUAACUGGGAGCUUUUCAAGAACUGCCGUCAACUCCCAGAGUGGUGUGAAGACACCCAUGGGCGGGAUAUGGACUGGCGGGCUGGUGAUCCUGGCCCUGUGUGUGCUGACCCCGUGGUUUUACUACAUCCCAAAGUCAGCUCUCGCAGCCGUUAUCAUCGCAGCCGUGCUGCAGAUGGUGGAGUUUCAUGUGGUCAUUCAACUGUGGCGGGCCAACAAACUUGACCUCUUUCCUUUCUUCAUUACUUUCAUCUGUUCGCUCAUCGUUGGUAUAGAGUAUGGGAUUCUAAUCGGAGUUGGAGUUUCCGUCCUGAUGUUGCUAUACCCGACAGCUCGUCCUAAAGUCAAGUACCUGGCUACUAAAGGGUUCUUGAUGGUCACCCCACUCCACGGGCUCAACUUUCCUGCUGCUGAAUACCUAGAGAUUCAGGCACUGGACAGGGCAUUGACAGAGGACAAGAUUCGCUACAUCGUGCUGGACAUGGAGCACCUGUCUUCCAUGGACUUCACGGCUGUCCAGUCGGUCAAGGCCCUGAUGUUGGACUGCAACAAACACGAGAUCAAGCUGGUGCUGGCGAAUGGACGGCCUCACGUGAAUAGACAACUAAAGAAUGCAGACAUCAAGAAUCUGAUUGUUAUGAAAACGGUGAAGGACGUCAUCGACAAGUUUUCAACAAGGGAGGAAGGAAGUCCGGCUGUGAUAGCCGAAGAGAUUCAUCACGUGGUACAGGAUCAGCCAGUCGUUAGCCUGGAUAUCCCUUUUAUUAGUCGUCUGUGAUUGGUCCAACUUGUUCGUUCACUCUACAUGCUCACAAGCUGUUAACUCGCCCACUAUAGAAGCAAAAACUGUCGACCUUAUUCCCAUUACACCAUCAGAAGUGCGAACCCCCCCCCCCUCCUCCAACUAUACCAUCGCAAAAUAUCGACCAGACCCCUUCCUAUGAUACCAUCACAAGUUUCGACCCCCUCCCCCAUACCAUCACCAAGUGUCGAUCCAUCCCCUAUAAACUGUCGACCAACCUUUACUUACCAUCCCAAAAUCUCGACCAUCACAAGUUGUGGACUUCCACCUCACCCUCACAAACAGUGGAGUCCCAUCUACCAUCACUAUGUGAGGUACGUGUGGGUCUCCUGAAAUAGUUGGACUCAUCUUUUUAUACAGGGGAUGUGUACAAAUGAUCUAAGGAUGUGUUUAAUAUAUGAAUAGAAAAAAAGUUAAAUUCUAACACGCACUACUUUGUUUACUUAUAUAAAUAUGUAUAUAUACAACUAUAUAUAUAUGAUUAACGCAUUUGAAAAUUGUCUAUAUAUGCACUCACAUAAUUAAACUAUUGUACAUAAUGUAAUAGCUUUUAUACAGUGCCCCAAGUCAAAUGCUAAUAAAAUAUAUCCAAUAGUAACUUGUUGCCUCUCUUCAUGUCCUGAGGUCACUGGUGUCAAAGGUCAUCAUUUGAGGAUCAAUGCAGGAUUGUUGAUGGUUUCAGAUUGUAUAUUGUUAGAUGAUUGCCGAUUUUUGGAAGAUUUUAGAGUGUUGGAUUAUUGUAGAUUGCUAUAGUAUUGUAGAUUGCUAUAGGAUUGCAGGUGUAUUGUAGACUGUUGUAGGAUUGUCGACUGUGUAUUGUUGAAUGAUUGUGGAUUGUUGGACUAUUGUAGAUUAUUGGAUGCUUGAAGAUUGUUAGAGGAUUGUGUAUUGCUGGAUGACUGUAUCUUGCUAUUGGAUUGUAACCGCUGUAUGAUUGUAGAAGGUUGGAAAAUUGUAGCUUAUAUAGGAUUGUACACCGAAAAACGGAUGUGUGUGUUGGGAAAUGCUUUGAGUUAGCUUUCACAUUUUUUACUAGCAUGUUUUAAAAACACAAUAGGUUAAUGUAGCACUACAUAGCAACCGGUCAGUGACCUGAAGAAGUUGGUCCCAGAUUUUAUUGAACUGCUUCAUGUAUGAACACGGACAUCAUAUAAAAAGUGUGAUUAAAUACCAAAUCACAUUUAGUCUACAAAUUAGAGCAUCUCAUCAUUA